Molecule: messenger RNA, 1803 nt
Organism: Thermochaetoides thermophila DSM 1495
Lineage: Eukaryota; Fungi; Ascomycota; Sordariomycetes; Sordariales; Chaetomiaceae
Exons: 4
Coding region: 1-1803 (600 amino acids)
Biological process (GO): negative regulation of silent mating-type cassette heterochromatin formation; negative regulation of rDNA heterochromatin formation
Cellular component (GO): Rpd3L complex; Rpd3L-Expanded complex
Source: RefSeq, a predicted model, not a curated record
AUGGCAGGAUCUGAUCCUCGGCGCUCGUCGCGAGCGCGAUCCAACAACCAGUCGCACAACUCGUCUUCGGCAUCCAGCGUGUCGGGGCGUCCUGAGCGCAGCACCAGAAACAGCUUCAACAAGGGCGUUUCACCUCAAAAGUCAGCCUCGACCGGCUCGCUCUCUGAGCCGCCCGAGGAUUCCAUCACUGCCGAGGACCCCUUCGGCACCCGUCGUCGCACGCGCGGCCAGGCCGAAGACCGCGAAAAGGCCUCUUCCAAGCAUGACACCAAAGACACGGCCCACGACGACGAAGUCCAAGAGGAAGAUGAGGCCGUUCGCUGCGUCUGCGGCAACGAGGAAUACCAGGGCCCUCCUCCUCCUGAAGACGAGGCCAAGCAUGGGUCCAAGCACGAUCCCGAUUCCUUCUUUUCGGCCGACGUUACCGACGACACCGCUGGGCUGUUCGUGCAAUGCGACAUUUGCAAGGUGUGGCAGCACGGCGGCUGCGUCGGCAUCAUGACGGAAGAAUCCAGCCCGGAUGAAUAUUUUUGUGAGCAGUGUCGCCAGGACCUACACAGGCUUUGGACAGCAAGCAACGGGAACGUCUACUCUCACUACCUCCCGCUGAGGAAGCACGCGAGAACGUCAUCCCGAGCGGCCAGAGAAUCUGCUCGUUCGCCGACCAAGGAGACCCAGACGCGCAACAACAGUAACAAUAACAGCAAUGGUGGGAGAGCAUCGUCUCAGAGCCAGACCUCCAAGCGGCGUUCUACCCUGAACAGCCGCGAGGCUGGCUAUGACGAGGCCGAGGCCCUGAGACGAGCUAUUGAGGCAAGCAAGGAGGAGGCCGAACAGGCCAAUCGGAGACCCAAGAGGGGCAGAAGCGACAGUCAAGAGAAACCGGACAACAAGAGGCAACGAACUGACUCACGAUCGGUUUCCCCUCCUCCAGACACAAAAGCUGAGGAGUCUGACGAUGGAGGAGCGAUCACCCGCAACGGCAAGUCGAAGUCGCGCGGCGGCGCUGCUGCUCGAAACCAGCGCAAUGAGAAGCCUUCCGAGAAGGAAGAGAAGGAACGUCAGGCUGAGGCCAACAACAUUAAGAACAAUAAGAAGAACAACAAAUCGGAUCGCCGGAGAGCUGAGGACUCGGACCCGUCAGAAGAAAUGCCCCUGGCCGCGUCACGAGCCACAACGGCCAAGACUGCCUCCCAAACCUCCAACACGUCUAACCCUGCCAAUACGAACUCCAUAGCCACGGAACCAACACAACCUCAGGAAGCCUCCGAACCCCCUCCCACCUCUCAGCCCACGCCCGACUCCCCUCCCGCCGUCAGCGUCCCCGCCUCCAAGUCCGACUCCAAGAAAAAGUCCCACAAAAAGAAAGGUCGCAACCAAUACACCCGCGACCGCGACGACGAGUCACCCGGCGGCUCCCAGUCGCGCGAAGCGAAGGAUGAGGCAGGCUCUACGGGCGGUGGCAAGCAUGAAGGUAGCGCCGGCAGCACCGGCGGAGGGAAGGGAUCCAAGCACAAGGGCGGUAUGUCCAGCAAGAUUACCAUGAAUGACAUGCGUCGGCGGGUUGGGGCACUGCUGGAUUUUAUUUCACGGACGCAGCUGGAGCUGGCAGGUGAGGGGGGUCCGAUGACGGGGAUUGUAAGCCAUGCACCGAAUGGCGGCUCGGCGGCCGGAGGGGGGGGGGAUAAGGAGGGUGAGGAAGGGGAGAGGCAGGAACGGGAUUUUAAGGAGCUGGGGUGCUUGGAGAUGAUGGAUAGCUUGACGCGGAGGCUGGUUAAGUGGCAGCAGCAGUAUGCCAACUGA